Molecule: messenger RNA, 6650 nt
Organism: Macrosteles quadrilineatus (aster leafhopper)
Lineage: Eukaryota; Metazoa; Arthropoda; Insecta; Hemiptera; Cicadellidae
Product: fatty acid synthase-like
Exons: 36
Coding region: 96-6602 (2168 amino acids)
Biological process (GO): fatty acid biosynthetic process
Molecular function (GO): oxidoreductase activity; fatty acid synthase activity
Source: RefSeq, a predicted model, not a curated record
CUAAGUUAUAUUGAGCACACGAGUUGCAGUUGGUUGUAUAGUGUCAGUGAUUUCACAGGAGGGCUUCAAGUUAUCUUAUAGAGAAGUGAUCGACAAUGGGUAUAUACCCAUACGAGGUCGUGAUAUCAGGAAUAUCUGGAAAGUUUCCGAACUGUCACAAUGUUCAAGAGUUCAAGGAAAAACUAUUCUCCAAAGAGUUCUUGUUGACACCAGAUGACAAGAGGUGGAACCCAGCCGAGCGUGAUAAGCCAUUUUUGACCGGCAAAGUUCCAGACGUCGAGAAGUUUGACAUCGCAUUCUUCGGCGUCCCGAAGAAACUGGGUCUCUCCUCGGACCCCGUUCUGGGUUUGUCAAUGGAAGCUAGCACAGAGGCUAUGAUAGAUGCAGGAGUCAAUCCAUGCGCUAUGAAGGGAAGAAACAUAUCUGUCAUUGUCGCUUCAACUACUACUGAUGCCGAGGUCCUCAGAUAUUUCGAUGGAUCUUUUCUUGAUGGCCAAGCGAUGCAGGGGCUGGCCAGGACAAUGUUCGCCAACCGCCUGUCUUACGUUUAUAACUUUACAGGUCCUAGCUACAACGUCGACUCGACGUGGGUUUCUGCGGUCCAGGGACUUGAGAAAGCGGCUGCCAUCGUAGGUCAAGGGCAUGUGGAAGCGGCUAUAGUGACCUGUGUAAACCUCACCUUCCACAACAGCAUCGAUAGAGAAUUCAUGGACAUCGACCCGGAGCUCCUGUCGGAAUCGGAGAGAUGUUCGCCAUUCGAUGCCAAAGCUGAUGGAUUUCUCAGAAGUGAAGGAAUCGUGUCUUUUUUCAUACAAAGGACCCAAGACGCCAAGAGAAAUUACUGUACUGUUCUCAACACUCAGACACGAUGUCUCAAUGGGCAUCCUAGCAGUUACACGUCCAUCAACCCUUCUUUAGAACAUUUCUUUAACGAUUUUUACACUAAGAGCGAGAUUAAUCCGAAAGAUGUGUCCUACGUUGAAACAUUCGGAUUUUGUAAUAAGGAUCGGGACGCCGAUGAGCUCAAUGCAGUUGAAAAGGUGUUUUGUGAGAAGCGGAAUUCCUCGUUGUUGAUUGGGUGUGGAACUGGAAACUACGGAAAUACUGAGACAUCGUCAAGUUUUGUUUCAUUGACAAAAGCCAUCUUUGCGCUCGAAGAAGGGUUGAUCCCUCCUACCCUUAACUACAACACUCCCAACCCUGUUGUGCCAGGACUAGUUAACGGUAAACUAAAGCCAGUUACAGAAUCUACCAAACUCACAGGUGACCUAGUGGCGGUGAACACUUUGAACUACUCAGGGAACGCAGCCCAUACACUUCUGAGGCGAAAUGGCAAAGCAAAAAAGUCUCAUUUUGCCAAAAACCUCUCCAAAGAUGACUUGCCAAGGCUAUGUAUACUACAAGCUAGAAAUGAAGAGGGGGCCAGCUUUGUAGCAAAAAAGAUAUCUAACACACCUUAUGACGCAGAGUUUGUGUCUUUGGUUAACAAUGUAUUCAAAACACACAUUCCCCAUUACUUAUGGCGGGGAUUCUCAGUUGUCCCUGGUGCUGAUGGCCAACCUCCCUCGGAGAUAAAGGAACUGGAACCAGUUAAGCGACCAGUUUGGUUCGUCUUCUCAGGGAUGGGCUCACAGUGGGCGGGGAUGGGUCGAGACCUCUUACACAUCCCCGAGUUCGCAAAGGCAAUAGACAAAUGUGACCAAUGCCUCCGACCCAUGGGAGUGGACAUCAAACAUUUAUUGACUGAAAAGGACCCUUCGUUGUUCGAUAACAUACUCAACAGUUUUGUGGGCAUCACAGCUGUUCAGAUUGGUCUGGUGAACAUCUUGCGGGCUCUGGGAGUGUCACCUGAUGGAAUGAUUGGCCAUUCUGCGGGAGAGACUUGUUGUGCUUAUGCUGAUGACUGCCUUACGUUAGAGGAGGCCAUCAUGGCAUCUUACUACAGAGGGAAGGCCACGCUGGAUGUUCAAAGCACUCAAGUUAAAGGGAUGAUGGCUGCCAUAGGGAUAGGAUACGAGGAUAUAAAAGACAGGGUACCCCCCACCAUAGACGUGGCAUGUCACAAUUCCUCCGAUAGUUGCACCAUAUCUGGUCCAGAAGAUGAUAUUAUGAAGUAUGUGGAAGAGUUGAAAUGUCAGGGAGUGUUUGCAAAGGCGGUCGACGUUUCUGGAAUCGCGUAUCACUCCAGAUACAUCAGACCCAUCGCUCCAAGACUGUUCGACUAUUUAACAAAGGCGAUCAAAUCUCCGAAGCCCAGGUCCAGCAAAUGGAUCUGCACUUCAGCCUCCGAGUCCUUGUGGGAUCAUGAAGAUGUGAAGUUGUGCUCUGCGAAGUACUUCACUAACAAUUUGAUCAACCCCGUCUACUUUGAAGAGGGUUGUAAAUUUAUACCUAAGAACGCCGUCAUCAUAGAGAUAGCGCCUCAUGGGCUUUUGCAAGCCAUUCUCCGUAGAUCUAUCAGCCCAGACUGUAUCAACAUCCCCCUCACUAGUAGAACCGCUGGUUCCAACCUCUAUUACUUCCUCUCCGCAGUUGGGAAGUUGUAUCUGAACAGCGUAGAUAUCGACGCCAACGCUAUAUUUCCUGCUGUAGAAUAUCCUGUCUCAAGAGGUACUCCUAUCCUAAGUACACUAGUGACUUGGGAUCAUGAAGAAUCUAGGAAGUUGGACUUCCAUGCUGAAAUCCAAAGGGCAGUUCAAACUAAUACAUUUGAAAUGAGUAUAUCAUUGAGUAGUGAGACAGCGGAGUUCAAAUACUGGCGUGAGCAUUGUUUGGAUGGCAAUGUUGUUCUACCUCUCAUGCAGCUGUUGGUGCACCCGUGGACGAUGGUUUAUAGCAAAAAACAGAUUAAAAUGGAAAAUCACUCUGUUGUUUUCGAAGACGUGAUCUUCAGCAAUAUUGUGACUGUGGGGGAUGUGGAAAAACAUUUAUCAGUGAACUUCUCUCCCACGAGUUACCGUUUUGAAAUAUCAAACGAUGAGCUUAGUCCUGCAAUAGAAAGGAAUAUCGUGACCGGCAAGGUACGAGAAGCAAAUGUCCAAAAGCAUCUGGUUCCCAGGCUUGAUGAAGAGGGCAGUAGCCUGACAAAAGUAAAUGGCAAAGAGGUUUAUGAUGCCCUGGCACAAUACGGUAUUCAGCUUGGACCUCAGUUCCAAGUAAUCAAACAAAUAACCAUAGGAGAAUAUGAAAGCGCAGCAAAAAUAAAAUGGACUUGUGAUGUGAUCGUUUUCGUAGAUGCAUUAUUAAAAUUUUUAACAUAUGUACAAAUCGAAAAGAAGCCAUCGUCAAUGCACCAACCUACUUCUUUCAUCAAACUUGAAAUCAACAAACCACUGUUGUGUGAUCUACCAAACAAUACUGUACUAGAUGUGCACUACGACAGUCGAUGUAACAGGUUGGUUUGUGUGGCGAUAGAACUACUUGGUGUCACAUUCAAAUCAACUCCAUAUAAGAGGAAUGACUGUCUAAAAUGGAGGGAAUUGAAGUUCAAGCCAUACUUUGACAGUAGCAUAUCACUGGAUGAGUUUUUGCGUACGAGCCAACAAAUAGCGAAGGAAGUGGGCUUAGGAACGUGGCUAGUCAACCCUGCUCCUCUACAUCUUCUCUUGGUGAAGCCUGAAACUCCUGAAAAUCAAUCUUCCUACCAGAAUUUGGUGAAGCUUUUCCACGGUCAUACUUAUUUAUACGAUAAUGUGUCAGAAGUAGACGUUGAUGAAGCAAUUCAUCUUCUAAAAUCGAAUGAUCAACAGAGGUAUUUGGUAGUUGGGGAUCAGACAACAGUUUUCUCACUGACGGAUACUAUUAACCCAGAUAAACUGUACUGCAUCACAUUUGUGAAAUCUCUACAAACCAACGGUGUGAAUCUGAGGUCGUUGCUGGCAUGCGAUCAUGAGGGAGGAAAACUCACUUUAAUGAAAAAGACCAACAACGAGAGCCCUGUAGUGGUGUCCUUGGAAGGGAAAGACUGGUUGGAGAAGACCCGCAAAGCUGUUGAGGCUCUUAGUAACCCUCAAUCCAUCGUCUUGGUCACCAGGUCACUGGAGCCCCGUCAAGUUUUGCCCAUCCUUGCCAAUGAACCAUACGUGGCUUCCAUCAGGACAGUGUUCAUCCAGCAAGCCAAUGCAGCUCAGUAUUCAAACACCUCACCUACAUUUUCAUCGCAACUACUGCUUGGGUUGCCUGUAAACAUUUUAUUUGACGGUAUUUGGGGCAGUCUAAGGUCUGAGGAAGUGAAAGUUGACAUGAAAAGCAAUCUCAAUGCUUCCGUUGAAAGAACUGAUGCAGGAAUAGACUUACACUACAUUGGAUUGAAUCCUCCUACGUUCGACGAUGGACUCGAGUGUGAUUUGCCAGAACUGAAGUGUGCAGACUACUCUGGAACUACUGAAGCUGAUCAGCCGGUCAUGGGAGUGGCCAUGUUCCAAACAGACUCCAAAUCUCUUAGUCCAGACCCGGUGUUGAGGUGGCCAGUGCCCUCUGAUUUUACUAUGGAGGAUGCAGCCACUGUGCCUGUUACCUACGGACUGGCUUAUUAUUGCAUUAACCUAAAGGCCAAAGUGGAACCCGGAGAAACCGUGUUGGUGCAUGCUGGGAUGAGUCCUAUAGGCCAAGCAGUAAUAUGUAUGGCACUUACAGCUGGGGCAGACGUCAUAACAUUUGUUAGUAAUAAAGAAGAAGGGUUUCAGCUAAGAAAAAGAUUCCCUAAGCUCAACCCAAGUUAUAUCAUAAUCAGAGGAUUAGAAGACUUAGACAUUCCAGUGAGGAAGUUGACCCAGGGAAGAGGAGCGGAGGUCAUAGUGAACUGUCUUCGAGGCAGAGAUAUGCAAGCCACAGUGAAGGUUAUGGGGACAGACUGUAGGUUCCUUCAUCUCGGACGCAUCACAGUGGAGGAUAGAGAAAGCAUUGGCAUGCUGGUAUUCCUGAAGCGAACAUCUCUUCACGGGAUAACGGUGGAGAAUUUAACAAGGUGUAGUGAGGAGGAAAAAAUUCAAAUUCAACGGGCGGUUUUGGAUGGCAUUAUAAAAGGGGAUGUGAAGCCAUUAAAGCGGAAAACAUUUCCAUGGCGUAGUCAGUCGGAAGUAUUAGAGUUCCUGAAAAAUAAAAGUAUGGAAGAAAAGACUGUGAUAUCUAUAAAGGGUGAAUCGACCUCUUCUAAAAGUUUUACGUUUGAUCCUCACGAAUUCGUAGUUAUAGCAGGUACCUCAAGCAACUUUUGGUUGGACGUAGCAAGUUGGGUACUUGCUCACGGAGGUCAACAUCUCAUUGUUUUGACCACGGAGAACAUGAUGGCUGCCAAAAACUUUCACAAAAUCGACAGAUUAGUUUCGCAACAUCCAGCCACACUAACACUUUACCCUCUCUCACGAUUUGACACUAUCCAAAAUGGCACUAACCUAAUCGAAGAGUUACUACAACUGAGGCCCAUUGACACUUUUCUUUGUUUGAAUAUGGACGAAUGCAGUAGUAGAAUGAGGAAUCUGGAGAUAGCCGUUAGAAAGACUGUACCAAGACUGAGGAGGUUCCUUGCACUACUGGGCCAGGGUGCAGGGGUGUGUGAAGCCAGGGCUCGGGGUGGACUGAAUGUGUGUUGUAUUCAAAGAGACACACACCUUGACUCUCCAGCCAAUAUCCUUCCUUACCUGAAAACAAUACUUGCAGACAAAACUUCUGGCUCCAAAUUUAUGGCUGUUGGAGAUUUCACAAGGAGAUCGAACAAAGAAGACUUGAGGAUUUCAUCUUCAGACGUUCAGGAACACCUGCCUCAGAGUUUGGCUGAGUUAGAGCUCUUGGGGCUGAAUCUCUCCCAAACCCAACUGCAAGAGGUGCCUUCCCUCAGCCCUCGGUAUGAGUACGUCAGGCAUCAGUUGUUACCUGUGUUCGUUAUCCCUGGAAUCAGCAGUAGCAGAAUAGAACCUCUCAUUCAGCGUUUGAUGCACCCUGUCUUCUGUCCUACUCUUCCACCGUCCUUAACCACCUUUGAACAGUCCGCUACAUACCUUCUGGAGCAAAUACAAGCAAUCCAGAAGAACGGCCCUUACAAUCUAAUAGGAGAGACGUGGAGUGGAAUAGUGACACUUCACUUGACAAGACUUCUUGAAGAACGAGGACACAAGGUGGUGGUCUUUCUACUGGAUGCAGCUCCUAGUUUGUCUCAGGCUCGAGCCAGCGUCUUCCGGAAAUCUUCGGGAAUGUUCGCUUCUGAAGAGUUCCUGUCUUGUAUCCUUGGUCAACAGAGGAAUAUGGAAAAUGGUGUGGAUAAAUUAACAUCUUGGGAAGAAGAAUUAAAUCUAAAAACAAAAUGUCUUCUUUCUACGCAGCAAACGUCCGAAGAAUCGUUGGACAACAUUCGAAAGUAUUUGUCAGCGUUAAAAAGACGUCUUACAGAUAUUAUGGAAUACAAAUCCCAACAACAGAAGGUCAAAGCAACCGUACAUUUAAUACAAACUAGCCAAUACGCAGACUCUGAACUUCUUGACAUGUCCAAGUGCUGCCAAAACAGUCCUUGUCUCCACAAAGUUGAAGACAAUACACUAAGGGAAGCCAUCAGAAACCCCAUAACAGCUACCAUCAUUAAUGAAAACGCGAUCUUUACUUGGAAAUGAUAGAUAUUUUAUGUUUUAAUUACAAUUAUAGUAUUUGUAUUUAUAAUU